AUGGCCUGGGCAGGAAACCAGACUCUCAUCUCUCACUUUGUCCUCCUGGGCCUCUUCACGCACACGCCCCUGCACCUCCUCCUCUUCUCCAUCAUUAUGGUCAUGUUUCUGGUGGCUCUUUCUGGCAACGGGCUCAUGAUCCUUGUCAUCAAUGUGGACUCCCGCCUGCACAGCCCCAUGUACUUCUUCCUCAGCUGGCUGUCACUCAUGGACCUCAUGCUCAUCUCCACCAUCGUGCCACGGAUGGCCACCGACUUCCUGCUGGGCCGUGGCUCCAUCUCCUUCACAGGCUGUGGGCUCCAGAUCCUUUUCUUUCUCACCCUCCUUGGGGAUGAGUGCUUCCUGCUGGCCUUCAUGGCCUAUGACCGCUACGUGGCCAUCAGCAACCCACUGAGGUACUCAGUGGUCAUGAACCGCCGUGUCUGCUGGCUCAUGGUGGGAGGGUCCUGGCUCUUUGGCCUGGUGGAUGGGCUGAUCCAGGCUGUCUUCACCUUGAGGUUCCCCUACUGUGGCUCCCAGGAGAUCGACCACUUUUUCUGUGAGGUCCCCGCUGUGCUCAAGCUGGCCUGUGCUGACACUUCCCUCUAUGAGACAAUGAUAUAUGUCUGCUGUGUCCUCAUGCUUCUCCUGCCCUUCUCUGUCAUCUCCACCUCCUACCUGCAGAUCCUGGUGGCUGUACUUCGUAUGCACUCUGCCAAAGGUCGGCGAAAGGCCUUUGCUACCUGCUCCUCCCACAUGGCCGUGGUCACUCUCUUCUAUGGGGCUGCCAUGAUCACCUACAUGCAGCCCCAGAUCUACCACUCCUCCAAGCAGGACAAGGUGGUCUCUGCCUUCUAUACCAUGAUCACCCCUAUGCUCAACCCACUUAUCUACAGCCUGAGGAACAAGGAAGUGACUGGGGCUCUCAGGAAACUCAUGGGGAGGUGUCCCUGUAGUGGGGAGCAAGGCUAA
This is a messenger RNA of Pteropus alecto (black flying fox), 951 nucleotides long. RefSeq names its product olfactory receptor 56. NCBI's taxonomy places the organism in Eukaryota, Metazoa, Chordata, Mammalia, Chiroptera, Pteropodidae. Bases 1 to 951 code for a protein of 316 amino acids. The record is from RefSeq and is a predicted model, not a curated record. The transcript has a single exon. Gene Ontology annotation, molecular function: G protein-coupled receptor activity; olfactory receptor activity. Gene Ontology annotation, biological process: G protein-coupled receptor signaling pathway. Gene Ontology annotation, cellular component: membrane.